GCCCGCAGACACACCCACCCACAAUUCCAGCCACGACGACCACCAAUACCCGCCAGAAAUUCUGCUCUAGCUUGAACGGAGGGCAUCUGACAUACCCUGCGCCCAAGCCGCCAUAAAAGGCUCCCUCGGACAUCGCCAAAACGCUCGCAGCGGCGGGCACACUGACUUGAGGAAUUCCCUUUCCAGGGCAAGUUCUCGCCCGAGUCACAGCAAUCACACCGUACUUGCGUAGCCCUUUCCCCGUUCAUAUCAACCCAAAAUGUCGCUCGAAGGCACCCCGUUCAUCCCACCGAUCUCCCCUCCCCAAGACCCGCGCACUCCGGGUCAAGUCCGUCCUCCCGUCCUCCCCUCUCCCGCGCAGCUCAGCGACGCCCCGCUUCCAGGCUGGGCCAACGCCCCCCAAUCUCCUGCCAACUACCCGCAGUUCUACCCAGGUCUGGCGUCGCCGUACGGGGCAACUCCAUACAUCCCGGCGGCCUACCCGCCCGCCGGGAUACCCCCUGGGUCGUAUUUCCCGCCGCCUGUCGCCCUCCCCCAACUCCAAGUCAAUGGGCGUUCCCCCGCCGCCCAUCCUGGUGGGCUGCCUCCCGAUUACUAUGCGUAUGCAGCAGCGCAAGCUCAGGCGGCGGCCGCGGCGGCAUAUGGGUUCCCUGGGCAUCCCGGCACAGGUUACGUACCCUUCCAGACACCGCUGCCCCCCGUAGGCUACGGGUUACCGCCGCCGGGCCCGCCGCCGCCUGGGUGGGGCGCGCCGCCGGCAGCGUCGCCUUUCUCACCUGGGUGGGGCCCGCUUCCCGGCGCACCCCCGCCACCGGCACCCCCGGCCCAGCCUGCUGCCCCUGCCGAAGCACCCCCGAGCCACGUGAUGGAGGAUCGUCUGCUGCCCAAGGAUGGGAGCACCCUGAUUUCCCGCUUCGCUGUCGGAAGGCACUACGGGCCGAUCCUCACGCCCUUCAUCGCGCGAGUUGUCGAAGCCCGCAUCGAGCUCAACCCCAUCCUGCUCCCGCCAGGGGACGAUGCCGAGGACUAUCUCACCUGGAACAUGCUCUUCGACUCUGCGUACUGUCAACGCCGCAGUGAGCCUACCGGCCGCUCGUGGCUCAAAGGGCGGGACCACCCCGCGACCAUCCCGCGCCUUACCUCGAUACGCCUCAUCCUGCAAGGUUUACCGUGGGUUAUCACCAUCGACGCCACCGACGACUCGACAGGGGUCACGUGUGGCGAGAUCAUCGACAAGCUCAGCGACUUCCUGCACAAGGCCGUCUCCAAGUCUGACCACGACAAGCUCACGAAGGAGCAACAACAAGCGCACCUCAAGACGUAUUACCACAACCGUUCCGCAUCGGACGGCGUUCCCGGGGGCCGGCUCGGCCGCCCAAUGAUGCGCCUCGACUGGCUCGGCGACAAGACGAUGUUCGGCGGCAUCGCGAUCGACGACGAGUACGUGAAACAGGUAUGCGGCGACGUCCUCCCGUGCACAUUCGUGGUGCGCUGCGAGAAACGCUUUAUGAUGACCGAGGAGGAGAGGAGGGAGCACGAUCAUUUGGAGACCCUCAUUGAGCAUGAGAGGCCGCGGUCCGCCGCCAGCAGACCACGAUCUAGGGCGACGAGCACUCAUAGCAGGGAGUGAUUGCUCGUGUCUCAGGCUGUCUCCAAAAUGAUUGGCCGGCGCUGCUCGCGCCCAUACCCCUCUUGCUCUAUCAUAUACCAUUCGGCCUUAUGACCGGCUGAUCGUCGUUGCCGAACUGAACGACUUUUCCAUAACUGUAUGACAUGGCUCUGCAUGCUCAUCUCAUCUCUUGAAUAUGUUGUACCUAAAUAUCUCGUUGUCUGUUCUGUCGUGUGUUAUCCUAGAGUAUCUUCAGC
Gloeophyllum trabeum ATCC 11539 is the source of this 1866-nucleotide messenger RNA. RefSeq lists its product as uncharacterized. The record is from RefSeq and is a predicted model, not a curated record. The transcript is spliced from 5 exons. Bases 260 to 1630 code for a protein of 456 amino acids. Lineage: Eukaryota; Fungi; Basidiomycota; Agaricomycetes; Gloeophyllales; Gloeophyllaceae.